This is a messenger RNA of Arachis duranensis, 1254 nucleotides long. RefSeq names its product serine/arginine-rich splicing factor RS41-like. Gene Ontology annotation, molecular function: RNA binding. Gene Ontology annotation, biological process: mRNA splicing, via spliceosome. Lineage: Eukaryota; Viridiplantae; Streptophyta; Magnoliopsida; Fabales; Fabaceae. The record is from RefSeq and is a predicted model, not a curated record. Gene Ontology annotation, cellular component: nuclear speck.
UGCUGAAUGUGACCUGAAAAUGUGAUUCAUGAUUUAUUUCCCACUCUUAUUCCAAUCCAACCACUCUCUCUUUCUCUGCAAGUUUCCCCCAAAUCCUUACUCCUAGGGUUCCGGCUCCAAACCUUCGAUUCCUCCGAUAAGGUUCUGUGAGCAAAGGUGGUUUGGUAGCUUCGUUCGACUCAGCUGAGAGAAAACAGAAUUCACAAUGAGACCCGUGUUUUGCGGAAACCUGGACUUCGACGCGCGUCAAUCUGAUGUUGAGAGGCUCUUCAAAAGAUACGGGAAGGUUGAAAGAGUGGACAUGAAAUCUGGGUUUGCUUUUAUCUACAUGGAAGAUGAAAGGGAUGCUGAGUAUGCAAUCAGAAGACUUGAUAGAACCGAAUUUGGAAGAAAGGGGCGCCGUAUACGUGUUGAGUGGACAAAGCAAGAACGGGACAGCAGAAGGUCAGGUGAUUCAAGAAAAUCCUCAAGUAAUUCAAGACCAUCGAAGACUUUGUUUAUCAUAAAUUUUGAUCCAGUUCACACCAGGACAAGGGAUCUGGAGAGACACUUUGAUCCCUAUGGGAAAAUAUCAAAUAUAAGGAUCAGGAGGAAUUUUGCUUUUAUACAAUAUGAAACUCAGGAGGAUGCUACAAGAGCUUUGGAAGCAACAAACUUGAGCAAAUUUAUGGAUCGUGUUAUCACAGUGGAGUAUGCUAUUAAAGAUGAUGACGACAGGAGGAAUGGAUACAGUCCUGAUAGAAGAGCAAUGACUCCCCUGAUGGGAGAUAUGGCCGGGGCAGAUCCCCGAGUCCAUAUCGCAGAGGUAGGGGUAGCCCAGAUUAUGGUCAUGGAUCGAAUCCAGCUUCCAGACCAGAACCAAGAGGAAGCCCAAAGUAUGAACGAGGUGAAAGCCCAGUCAAUGGCAGAUAUGACAGCCGGUCUCCUCCUCCACGAGAAAGGUCUCCUCCUCCACGUGAAAGGUCGUCUCCCCCACGUGAAAGGUCGCGAUCCUGAGGAGUAAAACAAUUAGAUCCGUCUGUGAAAUUGUUACUCAUUUUCAUUUUGUUCUAGCAGUCUGUAGUUUGGCAGCAGAAAACAUUAAGUUUGGUUGUAUCUACUGUUGUGUGUUGGCUUGAACCUAAUGCAGCAACAUGCAAAGACAUUGAAACAGAUUAUCUUAUGUUGGUGGAUCUAGUUUGAUUUAUGUUUUCUAAAAAGGACAUUGUUUGACCUCUGGUUCAUUAUGGAUUGAGCAUUAUUUAGUUACUUGUA